Hemisphaericaspora subhashii is the source of this 2265-nucleotide messenger RNA. RefSeq names its product serine/threonine protein kinase (gene YAK1). Gene Ontology annotation, biological process: peptidyl-serine phosphorylation; peptidyl-threonine phosphorylation. Gene Ontology annotation, molecular function: protein tyrosine kinase activity; ATP binding; protein serine/threonine kinase activity. Gene Ontology annotation, cellular component: nucleus; cytoplasm. The record is from RefSeq and is a predicted model, not a curated record. NCBI's taxonomy places the organism in Eukaryota, Fungi, Ascomycota, Pichiomycetes, Serinales, Debaryomycetaceae. Bases 1 to 2265 code for a protein of 754 amino acids. The transcript has a single exon.
AUGGCAUACAAUAGUUAUAAUAGUUACAACUACAACAGGCACAAUUCAAUAGGUGGAAGUUGGCAUUUACCUCCACCAGGGCCACAGCAACAACAACAGCAAGGACAACAAGGGCAACAGCCGUUCAACAAUCAAGAUGUGGAUAUGCAACAACAGCAACAACAACAGCAGCAGAAACAGAAUCAAAUGCCAGGAUUCCGUAAUCCAUGGUUCUCUCAACAACAAACUGCUCCGGGGUCAUUAUUAGCAGCAGCCACCUCCAAUAUGUCGCAAUCACCCACUAAAACAAAUGCCAUCCCUUUAUUGCAGCAACAACAAUUACAACAACUGCAGCUGCUUAAUAAAAGGCUAUCAUUCGCAAAUCAAUUACCCACGACAUACGAAUAUGACGAUCAACAACAACAGCAACAGCAAGGACAGCAACAACCCCCAUUCAUACAUCCUCCAACUAGAGCAGACAAUCCAUUCAAUCAAUAUUUCGCGAACCAAGAGGUCAAUCUCGGCGGUGACAGAAAAAUGUCAGCAGUAGAUGCAUCCAGUUUCUAUGGAGGUACUAGUUCAAGUACAGGUGGACGAGGUGGAGGACCUGGAGGAGCAUAUGGAUAUGGCCAACAGCAACAGGCCAAUGCCUACCCUGCUCAAUUCAUGAAUAAUCAAUUCGGACCAGGUGGUGGAGCUGGUGGAGGAAUACUUGCUGGUGUUCCUCCUGGUAUAAAUAGACGACAAUCACUUGCGGUGAUGCCGAGUAAUAAUUAUCAAUUUCAACAACAACAACAGCAAGGAGGGGCCGGUGUUGGUGGUGCAUAUUAUAUACCGCCAAGUAAUAGAUUGGGACGAUCGGCGAGUAUUGUCCAAUAUCAACAAUAUCAACAAGCAUUACAACAUCAAAAAAUUGGUAAAUUUAGGAAACCGGCACCAAAAGCGAGAAAAAUAUAUUCGAAAUUGGAUUUGAAACCCAAGAUUCAUCAACAACCGAAAUAUCGUAGGUGUUCGGUGAACUCUAUUCAUAUAUCUCCUGUGAAUGCCUUGUCCGUGUAUUUAACUGAGAGUUAUAGUAUUUGUCAACCAAGAAAAUUCCAAUAUUCAAAAUCGACAAAUCCAAAGAGAGUGUUAACAAAACCAUCUGAUCCAAAGUUUAAUAAUGGAUAUGAUAAUGAAGAGAGUGAUUAUAUUUUAUAUGUUAAUGAUAUAUUGGGGACGGAAGAAGGGAGGAAAUAUAUGGUGUUGGAUUUAUUGGGUUCCGGGACAUUUGGACAAGUUGUUAAAUGUCAGAAUUUAACUAAUCAAACAGUAUGUGCUGUCAAGGUUAUUAAAUCAAAACCAGCAUAUAUGAAUCAAUCAUUGACAGAAGUAAGGUUAUUAGAAUUUUUGAAUUCCAAUAGUGAUGGGAAGAAUUUUAUACGAUUAUUGGAUACAUUUAUGCAUAAAGAACAUUUAUGUUUAGUGUUUGAAUUAUUGGCAUCGAAUUUAUAUGAAUUGAUAAAACAAAAUCAAUUCCAAGGAUUAAAUAUGAAAUUAGUGAAAUUAUUAACUAAACAAUUAUUAGAAGCAAUGGCUCAACUUAAGAAUUUCCAAAUGAUUCAUUGUGAUCUAAAACCAGAGAAUAUUCUAUUGGUCCAACCUGAUAAACCGAAUAUAAAAGUCAUUGAUUUCGGAUCGGCAUGUUUCACUCGACAAACAAUCUACACUUAUAUCCAAUCUAGAUUUUAUCGAUCACCAGAAGUGAUAUUAGGAUUACCAUAUACUGAAUCAAUAGAUAUGUGGUCCUUAGGAUGUAUUGUUGGUGAAUUAUUCUUGGGAUUACCGAUGUUCCCUGGUACUUCUGAAUAUAACCAAAUAUGGAAAAUUGUCGAUAUGUUAGGCAUGCCGCCAAAACAUAUGAUUGAAGUUGGGAGAAAUUCUUUAAACUUUUUCAAGAAAACGGGUACUAAUGAUGGUAAACAUACUUAUCGUAUUAAAACCUAUGAAGAAUAUUUACAAUUUCUUGAAACUGCAAAAGCUGAUCAUCAUAGUGGUAGUAGCAAGAAGAAGGAACAACCGAAUAAGAAUUAUUUCAAACAUAAAGUAUUAAAAGAUAUUGUAUUGAAUUAUAAAUUACCAUUUAAGAAAAUGACGAAUUCUAUGAUUGAGAAGGAAUGUCAAGAAAGGUUAUUAUUGAUUGAUUUCUUGACAAAAGUGUUGAAUCUUAAUCCGUUGGAGAGAUUAACUCCACAAGAAGCAUUGAAACAUCCAUUUGUUAAUAAUGUACCUAAUUUGGAGAUUUAG